AUCUUAGUCCUAAAUCCAUAGCAGAAUUUCUUGAAAAACAAGAAGGAAUCAAGAAUAAUUUUGCAAAACCUCAUGAGCUAUGCAUGAAUGAAUUUAAAUUUGAAAGAAAGGGUAAAGAUGAUACAAUACUUCGAACAUACAAUUAUAUUUUUGAUCGGUAUUGUAAAAUUAGAAAACAAUUAAGUGAAAAUAGAGGUAUUGGCGAUAAAAAAUUAUAUCCUCUUCUUGUACUUCAAUCUACACCUAGAAGAGAAAAAUCCUUCUUCUUGAUGAGUUGGCUUCUUUAA
Messenger RNA from Racocetra persica, 287 nucleotides. Lineage: Eukaryota; Fungi; Glomeromycota; Glomeromycetes; Diversisporales; Gigasporaceae. The record is from the annotation of a GenBank genome assembly.